Pimephales promelas (fathead minnow) is the source of this 2138-nucleotide messenger RNA. The record is from RefSeq and is a predicted model, not a curated record. NCBI's taxonomy places the organism in Eukaryota, Metazoa, Chordata, Actinopteri, Cypriniformes, Leuciscidae.
UGUAAACAAACUCUCCAGUCGCUUCAUGUAGCAGCCGUUCGUCAGAGAGCGUUCAACGCGAACUAACUAGUCAACUAGUCAUAUUAUGCGUGACGCCCCAACGAAUAGCGCAUGAACCUGCAGAUGACCUUUUUGUGCAGCUGAACAUGGGUGUCAAGGGAUUGCAGUACUUCAUGGAGACAUGUUGCCCAGACACUUGUGUGCCAGUGGACCUGAAACAGAUGGCAUUGAAUCAUGCCAAAGCCCAUCCGGACAGCGCCGCCACGCUAGUAGUGGAUGGAAUGGCCUGUUUACGAUACUGGUAUCGCUGUCAAGCUUGGGUUCAUGGUGGUCAGUGGCAAGAGUAUAUGCAUAUCCUUCAAGAAUUUGUCGAUGCGUUCACGGCUGCGGGCAUACGCUUAGUCUUUUUCUUCGACGGAACGGUCGAGGAGCAAAAGCGGGCAGAAUGGGUGAAGAGGCGUCUGAGAGUCAACCAAGACAUAGCAAGAAUAUUUCAGCACAUUAAGACUCACGGUGUGCAGCCAAACAGCAGAGACCUUUUCUGCCUUCCCUCUGGACUCGCAACCUUCUCCAGAUUUGCCCUCAAAAGCCUUGGUCAAGAAACAAGAUGCUCGGUCCGAGAAGGAGAUUACGAGAUUUCCGACUAUGCUUUGUCUCACGACUGCAUGGGCAUCCUUGGGCAAGAUACAGACUUUGUCAUCUACAACACAGCCCCGUACUUGUCCAUUAGUAAGCUCAAUUUAAACAACAUGACAACAGUUCAGUUCUCCAGAGAGAGGUUAUGCCAAGUUUUAAAGCUGCAUAUGACUGACCUUCCUCUCUUGUCCUGUCUGUUGGGUAAUGACGUAGUGCCAGAGCAUCAAACGCAGCGUCUUCGCAACAGCGCUUUGGCGUCAUAUCGAAAGAAACGCACGCAAGUUCAGGGAGACAAGGUCUACGCUGUUGCAGAGUUCAUUACUGCUCAUCAUCCCAGCAGGGAGGAAACUCUGAUGUUAGUUGAAGCAGAGGAAGAAGCUUUAAAUAAGGGAAUACGCAUAUAUUUACUUCCAGGGCAAACGUCCCCUUGGUUAAAGUGCAGCCGUCCCUUUCCUGAGUCUGCUGUGUGUUCGAUGGACAAGUAUGUACCCAGUGAAAUAUUACAGGCAGCGGUGGAGAAGCACAUGCGGGCAGAGUGUUUCCUGCUCUAUAACGUGUUGUAUGAUGGAGUCGUGGACUGCAGUAACUCAUUGGAGGAUGAGGAUGAGGUCGAGUUACCACCGCAGGCCGUCUUAUAUCUGCCUGUACGAGAACGCAUCUAUGGCCUGUUUCUACCAGUCCAGCCAGAUUGUUACGGUCACGCUGUGUCAGUCAAGGAAUGGUUCGUCUUCCCAGGAAAUCCACUUCAGGAGCCUACCAGAGUCACUCCAAAACCCCUCAACUAUACAAAAGGGCCCCCUGAUCUGAUGGCCCUGUGGUUUAGGACAGACCCAGACGUGAAAACAAUCCAAGCAUCAACACUCCUGGAUGUCUUUGACCUGUAUGAGUUUACUGAAGAGCUGAAGCAGUUUGACAGCCCUAUGAUUGCUGUGAUUUGUCUUGUAACCUACAUUGCCAUUCAGACGAGACAGCUUUCUCUGGAAGACGUAGAUGCAUAUCUAAGCCAAGCUGUUUGUGUCAGAUUCAAGUCCUUCACAGAAAUGCAACAGCUCAGGACCUCUGUUGUAGACCCUAGGGCCGUCCAGCUCGGGUCUCUCUUUGUGCGCGGUCUGACCUACCUCAUCGCAGCCAACAGUGCAUGUGGUUUCCCUUUCCCAAUGGGUGAACUCAUGCCGUGGAAGACCUUUGACGGCCUGCUCUUCCAUUCGAAAUAUCUGCAAGCCCACUCAGGCAGUCCAAAAGAAGAGCUUCUCGAAGGCAAUCCCUCCUGGAUAUCUUUGUUCCUGUCCGUCAGAGAGCUGGUGCUGGGAGCCUGCAGGAGACGUGGCACUCCCGUUCUAAGCCAACCACGCAGACUACAGUACAGAGAUGGUGCGGAUCACUCCACAAUUCCUUAUCCAUCACAUUACCUGAUAGAAAUUAAUUUUCACACUAACUUUCUGGGAAAACAUAGAAUUGUACAAAAUGGAUUUAAAUGGAUUCUCAGAAUUAAAAUUUCCUGA